AUGUCCAAGGCGUACUCAAAAUAUUACGAAGAUGAUGACCGUUAUGACCGAGAUGAAGAGACCUGUCGGAAGGUCCUCGAACGUGCCAAAGCUAUCAACAUCAAGAUCAGGUCGCUGGCAAUCGCCAACCACAAGCUCAAUCUGAUCCUCGCGAAAGAGGACAUGCAGAAAUCUGGCUUGGAGACGCUCCGCCGAUUCGCGAAAUGGGCUGUCUCAGAAUAUCCUGCGCCGGUGGAAGUGAUGUGCCUUUCUGGCGGCCAACGAUUAGAAGAGAGAAAAGGGUUGACGACCUCACGUACACCCCAGUUCCGAGAUCCAGACUAUGGUAAAACGCUUGCGGGAGAUCCUCCCUCAUGA
This is a messenger RNA of Bacidia gigantensis, 357 nucleotides long. RefSeq lists its product as uncharacterized. The record is from RefSeq and is a predicted model, not a curated record. The transcript is spliced from 2 exons. Lineage: Eukaryota; Fungi; Ascomycota; Lecanoromycetes; Lecanorales; Ramalinaceae. The coding region runs from base 1 to 357 and encodes 118 amino acids.